Molecule: messenger RNA, 1881 nt
Organism: Helianthus annuus (common sunflower)
Lineage: Eukaryota; Viridiplantae; Streptophyta; Magnoliopsida; Asterales; Asteraceae
Product: beta-glucosidase 24
Exons: 12
Coding region: 7-1674 (555 amino acids)
Biological process (GO): carbohydrate metabolic process
Molecular function (GO): beta-glucosidase activity
Source: RefSeq, a predicted model, not a curated record
UUCGUAAUGGCCGACGGAAAGUUUUCCCUCUAUCCGGAUUACGACCAUGAUCCUAAUAUCAAACGUUAUGAUUUUCCUAGUGAUUUCAUGUUUGGAGUAGGAACAUCUGCUUAUCAAAUUGAAGGUGCUUGGAAUGCAGACGGUAAAGGCUUACAGAUUUGGGAUUGUUAUACCCUAAGACACCCUGAAUACAUUGCUGACGGUUCAAAUGCAUGUGUCACGAUUGAUAGUUACCAUAAAAUGAAGGAAGAUGUUCAAUUGCUGAAGAAAAUGGGUGUAAACUAUUUUAGAUUCUCAAUUUCUUGGUCCAGGAUAUUACCAGGUGGGAAAGUAAGUAUGGGCAAGAAUCUGGAAGGCAUCAAUUACUACAACAGGUUAAUAGAUGAGUUGAAAGCCAAUGACAUUGAGCCAUUUGUCACUCUUUUCCACUGGGAUCUUCCAAAUGCUUUGGAGGAAGAAUACAUGGGUUUCUUAAGUUCUAAAAUUGUUGACGACUUCGUGAAUUAUGCGGAAAUCUGCUUUUGGGAGUUUGGCGAUCGGGUGAAGAACUGGGUGACAUUAAACGAGCCAUACAGAUUCGCGUAUGGUGGUUAUGUACAAGGUAUAUUUGCUCCCGGUAGAGGUGGAAAUAACCAAGACGGUGACCCUGAAACCGAGCCGUAUAUUGUAGCAUACAAUCUACUCAAUUGUCAUGCUGCUGCUUACAGAAAGUAUCAAGAAGAUUUUAAGGAUGUUCAAAAUGGUCAAGUGGGAAUCACUCUUGACACCAACUUUUUCAAGCCUUUUCGCGGUAAGGAUGACACAGAUGAUGUCCAAGCUGUCGAGUACACAUAUGAUUUUAUGCUUGGAUGGUUUUUGGAGCCGAUAACAAGUGGUAAUUGGCCUGUAAACGUGCAAAAUUUCGCCACUACUCCAUCUGUUCACCACCCACAGGGUCGUUAUUUGCCUGUAUUCACCAACGACCAGAAAAAUAAGUUGAUACAAUCAUAUGAUUUUUUGGGAAUAAACUACUACACUGCAAAUUACGCUCAAAUAUACAAUACUUCUGGUCUAUCUAGCGGAUUUCUUGAUGAUUGCCAUUACAAGGCAUCAGGAACUGAUCCCAACGGAAAUUAUAUAGGAGAACCAGCUUUCGAAGGAUCAUGGGUUUUUCUUUGUGCCAAUGAGCUUGUUGAUCUCUUGGAACACAUUAAGAAAACAUACAAAGUGGAAAAACAUAUCGUAAUAACUGAGAACGGAGCACCGCAGCAAAACGAAAAUGGAAAAACUUAUGAACAUUUUCGGGAUGAUGCAUAUCGACUCAAAUACCUCAAAUGGCAUCUUGAAGCCAUUAGAAGGGCUAAUGCCAUCCGGUUAUUGAGCUCCGAAAAUUCAAUAACGACGAAGCCCUUGGUUAUGGGGUACUUUGCUUGGUCAUUCACGGAUAGCUUUGAAUGGAAUUCGGGGUAUACUCUUAGAUUUGGUAUGAACUAUGUUGAUUUCAAGAACAAUCUUCAUAGGUACCCGAAAAAAUCAGCAAUUUGGUUUAAAAAGUUUCUCAACGAGAACAAAUUAUCGGAGACUCGCAAAAGAAGUCUAAGCGACGUUGAACAAGAAGAUGAAGUCGAUGGCGCACCAAUAAAAGCAGAACAAGCAGUUGAAGUAGUUCAGAAAUUGAAGAAGGCAAAAACAUGAAAGAAACAACCACGUCUAGAUCAAUCUCCUUGGUUUAAUAUGCAUGUGUGAUUUGUGUGUUAAAUAUAUCGGGAUCAUAACUAGGGGAACAACUACAAGCUUAAAUAAAUCCCCUAGUUAUAAAUUGUGGUCCUUAAUAAGUGUUUAUUUUCUUAGAUGUUAAUCUUGUGUGGAAUUAUUUAAAUAAAGAUCACAAAUAUACAAUCA